Molecule: messenger RNA, 818 nt
Organism: Leptinotarsa decemlineata (Colorado potato beetle)
Lineage: Eukaryota; Metazoa; Arthropoda; Insecta; Coleoptera; Chrysomelidae
Product: endocuticle structural glycoprotein SgAbd-2
Cellular component (GO): chitin-based extracellular matrix
Molecular function (GO): structural constituent of chitin-based larval cuticle
Source: RefSeq, a predicted model, not a curated record
CUUUUAUUACCCCGGACGAACAAUUUUGCAAUCCUUUUCAAUAAGAGGAGCUAAAAGAACGUGAUGUAUAAAUAUAGGUGCAGAUAAUGUCAACGUCAGUAAUCGUCUUCGUUAUUCUCUGUGAUUCUACAACAUGAAAGUAGCCUUAUUUCUCUUCGCAAUAAUCACUAAUGGAUUAGCGGCUCAACUCACUGGGAAAGAACCCAUACCAAUCAUCAGCCAAGACAGAGAAGUCAACAUCGAUGGAUCAUACAGAUCAUCCUACGAAACUGGAAACGGUAUUUUUGCUCAAGAACAAGGGGUGUUGAAAAAUGCCGGUGUCAAGGAUGCUGAAACGGAAAAUGUUCAAGGGGGAUUCAGGUAUACCGCUCCUGACGGGAGUCCAAUUCAAGUGACCUACACGGCUGAUGAAAAUGGAUUCCACGCACAAGGAGACCAUCUUCCAGUGCCUCCAAUAGACGAUAAAACUCCACCACCGAUUCCGGUAGCUAUCCUCAGAUCUCUAGAGUAUAACGCUGCCCAUCCAGAGGAAGACGAAGAGAGACCGGCUCCCGCGGCAAGGCGAUUUUGAAAGAUUUGUAUGUUUCCCGUGAAAUACUGUUGAUUUAUAUAGAGAAAAUGUUGUGCAGAAAAACCUCUUCUGUUUCAACUUCAAUUCUUCCAUAUAUCUAUUUGUGAGGUACAGAUAAUAUACUGUAAUUCCAACUGAAUCAGCAUAUAAUAAUGAUGUAUGAUGUCUAUAUCACGAUGAUAUUCAAAUGGCAACUUUGUGUCUCAUUUCAAUGUCAAGAAAGUUAAUAAAUAAGUUACAAUUGAAA